This is a messenger RNA of Fomitopsis serialis, 936 nucleotides long. RefSeq names its product Homeodomain-like protein. The annotation marks the transcript as partial. The record is from RefSeq and is a predicted model, not a curated record. Gene Ontology annotation, cellular component: spliceosomal complex; Prp19 complex. Gene Ontology annotation, biological process: mRNA splicing, via spliceosome. NCBI's taxonomy places the organism in Eukaryota, Fungi, Basidiomycota, Agaricomycetes, Polyporales, Fomitopsidaceae. The transcript is spliced from 4 exons.
AACACCGAAGAUGAGGUUCUCAAGGCCGCCAUCGCAAAGUACGGGAAGAACCAAUGGGCCCGCAUAUCCUCGCUGCUCGUCCGGAAGACCCCCAAGCAGUGCAAGGCCCGGUGGUACGAAUGGCUCGACCCCUCCAUCAAGAAAACAGAAUGGUCCAAGACCGAGGACGAAAAGCUGCUGCACCUCGCCAAGCUCAUGCCCACCGAAUGGCGCACAAUAGCGCCGAUCGUCGGGCGCACUGCGACGCAGUGCCUCGAGCGGUACCAGAAGCUGCUUGACGAGGCGGAGACGAAGGAACACGAGGAGCUUGGUCUGGCUGGUCCGGGAGAGGAGGCGGGGCCGAGUGCGGACGACGUGAGGAAGCUGAGGCCGGGAGAGAUCGACCCUGACCCGGAGACGAAGCCUGCGCGGCCUGACCCCAUUGACGAGAAGGAGAUGUCGUCGGAAGCCCAAGAGUGUUGGUUGCUGGUGGCAGCGAUGCGAGCAAUAGGUUACUGAGCGAAUUCGAGGGUCUGAAGAGGGCACGUAUGGCGCGGACACCGAGAACACAGGUACAACACGACAAUGUCAUGUCCGAGGCCCAGAAUCUACGCAACAUGAUGGCUGCGCAGACGCCUCUGCUUGGCGACGAGAAUACACCUAUCCACGCCGACCCCACCGGAGGCACCGGCUUCGAAGGCGCGACGCCACGGCACCAAGUCGUGUUCACGCCCAAUCCCCUCGCGACGCCCAUGCACGCUGGCGGUACCGACGGCGCCGCCACGCCACGCGAAGUCGCAGCGACACCGGGCUCUGCGCUCAUGCGCACACCGAUGCGGGACACGCUGAGCAUCAACGAGCUGUCCCCGCUACGAGCGCACCUGGGAUGAGCGCGACGGAGGGGAAGACGACUCAGGUCUUUGACAAGAGCAAGGUCACCGUCAUUUUCGUACUGGG